CCAUCCAUAAGUUAAAAGCCCAGCACCCGCACAACACACCAAGCUUCCCCCCCUCAUCACCAGCUCCUCCAUCCCGGUCCUCUCCUCCUCUCUCCCUCCCCCCUCCUCCCCUCCUCUCCCUCUCCAAACCCCAUCUACGUCGGCGUAGGGUGCGGGGGCUGGAGUUGGAGGAAGCAUUUGUGACGAUUCUGUGGCGACUUCCCCAGAUCGGCAGAUCCAUCUUUCUGGGUCGUAUCUUUGGGCGAUUUGGAGCAAAGCCCCCAAAUAGUUUGUUGCAGGAAGGAGCCGCCUUUUCGCUGCUCCAGCCUCUCUAUGAGCCUCUGCUCGUCGUUCUUGGCCUCGGAUCAUAUAUCCAUCUAGGAAAAAGAGGCCACCUUUGCAUUUAUUCUUUUGCCCCUUCGGAGUUCGCCCUCGUCAAGAUUUGGUGGGAACCCAAUUCACUGCGAUUCCCUUGUGGAAAAGCGCCGCUUUGGUUCCUGUUUCCCCACAGCUCCCAACUCUAUAUAUCUCAAUCUCUCGUUCACCUACUUGCCUAACUUUCUUUUACUUCGAUCCACCAGUUUGUGGCUUCCACGCCUCGGCAUUCGGUAGCAAUAUAUUGAUUUGACGCAAACCAGAUCAAUCUGUGGCCCUUGUUUCCGGAGGGUUGUUGUGCUUGUUCCUGUUCUUGGUCGGAGGCAUGGCGGCGGCGAACGGAGGUGCCGGCGCGGCGCUGUUCAGCGAGGAGGAGCUGCGGGAGGUGAGCGGGGUGCGCCGGGGGGAGGACUUCGUGGAGAUGACGUGCGGAUGCACCAGCCACCGCUACGGCGACGCCGUCGGCCGCCUCCGCGUCUUCGCCUCCGGCGACCUGGAGGUCAGCUGCGAGUGCACGCCCGGCUGCCGCGAAGAGAAGUUGACACCUGCUGCCUUUGAGAAGCACUCUGGAAAGGAGACCGCUGGAAAGUGGAGGAACACUAUCUGGGUCAUGGUUCAGGGAGAAAAAGUGCCACUGUCAAAAACAGCUCUGCUCAAAUACUACUACUUGGCACACAAAUCCGGCAAUGGUUCUCACAAAGGUCGUAAUGGACGUCCAUCUCACCGUGAUGAGUUCAUCCGCUGCACAAGAUGUGGCAAGGAUAGGAGAUUUCGGCUACGGUCAAAAGAAGAGUGCCGUGUUUACCAUGAUGCUCUUGCCAAAAUUAACUGGACAUGUGCAGAUUUGACAACUGAUAGGGUCACCUGUGACGACGACGAGGAGCGAGCAAGCCGCAAGGUGCUGCGUGGCUGCUCCCGCGCCACGUCCUGCGCCGGCUGCAUGAAGUGCGUCUGCUUCGGGUGCGAGACCUGCCGCUUCAAGGACUGCGGCUGCCAGACCUGCGUCGACUUCUACCGCAACUCGAAGGAAUAACUGGGAGGACCUAACACCAUUCAUUCCAUUGGCCAAGACACCAAAAAUGGCCUCGGCCGCGGUAAACCGGAGGAGGCUUUAGCUAGUUCACCCGGGCUGAUCGUUGCCCUCAACAUCCAACAUAUUGGGACGGGGCAGGCCGUUAUCCUGAACAAUUCCGUUCUCUUAUUUUCCAUGGCUGGCAUUCGUUGAGUAGCAAAGGAUGCCAGCCAAUUUUGCUACAUAGUACAAUUUACCAACAGUUCUGUUCUUUA
Molecule: messenger RNA, 1641 nt
Organism: Panicum hallii
Lineage: Eukaryota; Viridiplantae; Streptophyta; Magnoliopsida; Poales; Poaceae
Product: protein ULTRAPETALA 1-like
Exons: 3
Coding region: 680-1387 (235 amino acids)
Cellular component (GO): cytosol; nucleus
Molecular function (GO): DNA binding
Source: RefSeq, a predicted model, not a curated record